AUGGGGGACUACGACGAUGCCCUGAUGCGCAAUCCAAAUGCCGCCGUUCAGGCCCGCACCAAGGUUCAGAACCGCGCCAAUGUUGUACAGCUUAAGCUGAUUGGUCAAAGUCAUCCAACGGGCCUAACAACGAAUCUUCUGAAGUUAUUCGAACCUCGGCCACCUCUAGAGUACAAACAACCUCUAGAAAAGAGGAAAUGCCCUCCAUAUACAGGUAUGGCUCAAUUUGUUAGUAAUUUUGCUAACCCUGGUGAUCCUGAUUAUUCGCCACCUGUGCAGAAGGGUGAAAAUCCGGCGCAAAGAAAAGCCAGAAUUCACAAAAUAAGGCUGGAGGAGGGGGCAAUAAAGGCUGCCGAGGAGCUUGAGAAAUAUGAUCCAAAUAAUGACCCAAAUAUUUCUGGAGAUCCGUACAAAACUUUGUUUGUAGCUAGACUUAACUACGAGACAACAGAGAUCAGAGUCAAACGGGAGUUUGAGGCUUAUGGCCCUAUAAAGCGGGUCACCUUGAUUACAGAUAAAGAGUCGAAUAAGCCUAGAGGCUAUGCCUUCAUUGAAUACAUGCAUACACGUGAUAUGAAAGCUGCAUAUAAACAAGCAGAUGGGAAGAAGAUUGAUAACUGGAGGGUGCUUGUGGACGUUGAACGUGGUAGAACUGUUCCUAAGUGGCGACCUCGCCGGCUUGGUGGUGGACUUGGAACAAGUCGUGUUGGAGCUGAAGAAGUUAACCAGAGAACUUCUAGCAGAGAGCAACUGCAGUCUGGUGGAACAUCUCGAUCAGAAGAACCAAGGGUACGAGAUGACCUAGUCAGGGAUAGGGAGAGGUCCCAUGAAAGGGGAAGAGAUGGGGAGAAGUCCCUUGAAAGGGAAAGAGAUAGGGAGAAGUCCCGUGAAAGGGGAAGAGACAGGGAGAAAUCCGGUGAAAGGGGAAUAGACGGGGAGAAAUCCCAUGGAAGGGGAAGAGAUCGGGAGAGACAGCGGGAAAGAUCUCAUGACAGACAAAGGGACCGUGAUAGAGAUGAUAGGCACCACAGAGAUCGGGACAGAAAUAGGGACAGGGACAGAGACCGUGGUCGUGACCGUGAUCACGGUAGAGAUCGAGGUCGUGAUCGCGACCGUCAUCAUGAGAGGGAGAGGAACAGAGACGAUUAUGAAGUUGGGAAUGACCAUGACCGUGGUAGUUCUCGGGAUAGAGACUAUGAUUAUGUUCAUGUUGAUUCAAAACAUUACCAAGACAAGGGCGAAAGAGACAGGAACUAUGAAAAGGAAGAAGCAGAGGACAACCGCAGGUGGCAUGAACAACCUGAGCUUGAGCGUCCAGAAACUAAACAUGAUCAUCGGCAUUAUGACUACUAUGAUAAUGCAGAUGGCCAGGGUGAUUAUGACCGCUACAAAGAAUCUGCUCAUGACCAUGACCGCUAUGAUCAAAUGGAGGAGGACGGUAAUGGUUAUGAUAGAGCCACAUCUGAGCCACGAGAAAGGGACCCUGAUAGCCGGCGUUAA
This is a messenger RNA of Fraxinus pennsylvanica, 1500 nucleotides long. The record is from the annotation of a GenBank genome assembly. NCBI's taxonomy places the organism in Eukaryota, Viridiplantae, Streptophyta, Magnoliopsida, Lamiales, Oleaceae.